Lytechinus variegatus (green sea urchin) is the source of this 5297-nucleotide messenger RNA. RefSeq lists its product as uncharacterized. Lineage: Eukaryota; Metazoa; Echinodermata; Echinoidea; Temnopleuroida; Toxopneustidae. Gene Ontology annotation, biological process: signal transduction. The transcript is spliced from 22 exons. The record is from RefSeq and is a predicted model, not a curated record. Gene Ontology annotation, cellular component: cytosol. The coding region runs from base 235 to 5085 and encodes 1616 amino acids. Gene Ontology annotation, molecular function: protein binding.
CAGAUCGGCAACAUUGGCUUGCAGGGGGAUUUCCAAUUGUCUAGAAGUACGUCAUGUCUAGUACUACUAUUUUCGGGGAUUUUCAAGAAGUAUUUAUGUCAUGGCAAGAGUGAACACACAGAAUCAUUUGAAAGAUGGAAUCAGAGAAGCAAGAUCAGAAUCUAGUUGCCUCCUUAUUCUAACCCAUCGCUGGCAGUACCAUAGAAACUGUACUUGAGGUGGUAUUCUGACAUUAUGGCUAAGUCUUCAAAACGCGUUCCCAGAGACGAGUACAAGUAUGUCAUGCUCAUUUGUGACAAGGAGGUGGCAUAUAAUACCAAUUCAAGAACAAUAUUGAAUAGUAGUCGAUCAGCACGUCAAAGGCUACUAAGAGGAACGCUUCUUCGUUUGUCACCAUCAAAGCAACCCUACUCUGAUGGGUCCUGGAAGAUACAUGUCUCAUCAUUGGAUGAUGACAAUAUGGACUUGGACUGCUACCGCUCUGAUAUUUCUCCAUUGAAUGAACCUGAGAAAGAUUUACUCAUUGCUGUAACAUCAAGAGAGGAGAGAUAUAAAUUGUACGCAUUCGAAAAAGACACCUUUGCUUUUGGUUUGGUCUGCAAUUUAGAUGAUUGGGUUCUUGUUAAAGUGAGAUUAGAGGGAGACCAGGUAGAUGUCGCUGGGGUCAUAAGAUACAGAGGAAUACUCCCUAACGAGAGAGGGAUUCAUUUUGGAGUUGAGCUUGAGGAAUACAGGGGAGCAGGAACCACAGAUGGAACGUUCAGGAACCGUCAGUUUUUCGCUUGCCAAGAAGACUGUGGUGUGUUUGUUCCCAUUACCAAAAUCAAGAAACGCUACAGAGACUAUGACAGAUCCGUCAGAUAUUACAGAAAGAAUGUCUUGGAAGUUGACUCGGCUUUCAGUCCUAGUGACUUUCAUCUCAACCAGAGGGUACAUGUAUUCACUGAUGAAAUGAAGGAGGGUCGUGUCAUAUACUGUGGAAGACCCACUGGUGCCAGCCAAGACUAUGUGGGAAUUGAAUUAGAUAAUUCCGUUGAAGCAUCGAUGAGAAGCGAUGGGACAUACAGAAGUGUGACUCUCUUUCAUCCUCAGAAACCUGAACAAACAAUCUUAUGUCCCAAAUUAAGUGUGUUUCCUGUGGACACUCCAGAUCAACCAGGGAUUCUAAAACAGUAUUCUGCAGAACCGAUGGAGAUUUCAACAGACCCGUUUGAUUUCAAUCAAUUCCCUUACGGCAGCCAAGUCUCUAUAGACACACAGCGCGAUGGUACCAAAAGCGGUCAUGUGAUAUGGGUCGGCAAGCCUCAUCAAGAUGUGGAGGUGCAUGUUGGGAUAGAAUUGGACUUUCCAUGUUUAAGGAAUGAUGAAUGCAAUGAUGGGACCUUUCGUGGAGUCGGAUUGUUCAAACCCGAACAUGUUGACAGAACUGUUUUGGUUCCAGCCUCUUGUGUUAUGCCGUAUGAAAGAAGUCUAUCACCAGAGACCGUAAAGGAUUCCAUUAAUGCUACCUCUGCUUCACCGAUGGAAAGACUCGACAUGAUACCUGGCCCUCCCCCAUAUCACAGACAUCACAGUGAUUCGUUAACUGAGGAUGUUGCCGCUGGCUUUGAACGUCUAGCAAUGACUGAUGUUAGUGAUGCCAUCAUGUCCACUUCACCCAGUAAACCACAUUCAGCUCCUAUCAUAGACAAAAACUCGGUGUUUGGCAAACCUACAGAUCCUGGAGCGGUACGAGUAAAGGUGCAUGCAAAGCCCUCCUCCACUGGAAACAUACCCACAUCUUUUAAGUACGGACAGACAUCAGCAUUAGAAACUGGUACCAGAGGGACAACUCGUCCCAAAGACUCUGGCUCAAAAACAGUUGCUCUGGCAGAAAGCAAGCAAGAGAAAAGCAAUUGGACUACCAAGAAAUUUCCCCAACGCAACGAGAGUCACUCAAGAAGAAAUGAUGCAUAUCACUCAUCUUCUUCAGAUGUUCCUAUUGUUCAUAGAAAGACAGCAGGUGUCAAAAGUCAUAGAACAACGGGACAGGACCAUGGUAGGAUUGUCAGUAAAUUCACUCUCCUGAAUGAUGUCCUAUCCAAUGUGGCGUUACAUAUACAUGGACAAUGGAAGACUUUAGCCGAGAACUUGGGAAUCAUGAACAAGGAGAUAGCUGAUAUUGUCAGCAGCAACUCGACUUCCAAGGAAUGUGCUAUGGAUAUGCUACGAAGAUGGCGUGAACAGAUGUCAAGCUCUCGGGAUAAACUCGGACCACUCAUUAAGGCCUGUCAGAAGAGUGAUUUUAAUUAUCUUGCUAAUGAACUAGAACAAGGACUAGACGAGCAAAGGCUGCAUCAUAUAGCAGGCCAGGUCCAUGAGACCGUCUGGAAUGUCCUCGGGGACAGCCUUGGCCUGGAGCGUGACCAUCUAAGCCGGCUCCAGAUGGAGGACCCCCAUCCAAGUCAGAGGGUUUAUAACAUGCUCCUUGACUGGAGACUCACUCUGACCUUUGACACUGAUAAGCCUCUCAUGCUAGCAAAAGGUCUUGGUGACAUUGGUAUGGAUGAACUAGCUAUGGAAGUAUGCAGGGGUCUAACAGCUGAAGUACUUGAAGAUGUCGCCAGGGGCGCUAAAGAAUUCUGGAAACGUCUUGCAAUGGAGCUGCACCUGACAACCAAAGAGCAGAAGUAUCUUGAGAAAGCAAAUGAUGACCUUGCUGCAGCAUAUGAAACCAUUUCAAGAUGGAAGAGACGUCAGGAGCCUGAAGGGGACCUCCUCAGCCUUCUUUCAGAUGCCCUUAGGAAAUGUGGCAGGGAAAGCCUGGCAAACAAGGUUGUCAAAGGUAUGGAUGAUACCUUACUGGAGGUGAUAGCCAACAUGGUGGAGGACAAGCAGCACAGUAUCGCCAACGCUCUGAGUAUCCCCAUGCAGGAGCAGUUUGGCCACAACGAUAGCCGCCAUGGAACCAAACCAAGCACACUCAGAUUGCUCCAGUGGUGGCGUGCGAACAGAGCGAUGAAUGAAGAGGAUGGACAGAGGAAACUCUUUGACGUUCUCAUGAAGUAUGGCUACAAGGAUGCUGCUGACAUGGUGUUGCCGGAGUCCUUCAGACCGCAGGUUCAACCAGAAAGGAUUCCUCCACCAAGAGGACUUGAUGAUCAAAACGUGCUUGGAACGAUUGCAAAUAUGAAGUGUUCUACCAGAGAACUUGCACACAAACUGCAAGUACCAGAUACUGAAGUUGUCAGGAUUCAGAAGCAUUGGCAUGAUGUCUCCAAACAGAAGUACUUUUUCCUUAGGAAUUGGAUUAACAGGAAUGAAAGUAUUUAUUUGGGAAAUAAUCUUGGAUGGCAGCUGUGUAAAAUAUUGUUGGAAAUGGGAAUGGAUCAUCAUGCAGAUUUCCUUGUUGAUGGAUCCCCAUCCAACAGGAGAUGGUUCGAACAAACAAACUUUGCAACCUACCAGGAAAAUCAUGAAGAGGAACCAACAUACCCCGCUGCAUACGAUUACCCCCAACACCGUCGCAUAGGAUACGACAAGGAUGUCAUCGUUGUGGAUCGAUCGCCAGAGGCACGGAAGUCGGAUCUGGAUGUGGAAUCAGUGGUCGAGGUGAAGAUCAGAGGGGAGUCCCAUUAUGGUGUCAUUAAAUCUCUCUGUACUCAUCUUAAUUGGCUUGAUGAUGACAUUGCUGGUAUAGAGCUGGAGGAACCAAUCAUCGGUGGCACCGAUGGUAGCUUUGAAGGUACCCAAUACUUCACCUGUGGACCGAGGAAAGCAGUCUUUGUCUACCUAUCUCAGUGUCGACCAGAUUCACGAUUCCCAACCAAUGCUGAUACCUACAGGGUCUUUACAAGAGAAACCAGUCUGGAUUUCGGAAACCAGGAAUCACCCAUCAUCCCAGGCUAUGUGGAGCUUCGUAAAUUCCAACAAAGCUCAGUAGGGGAGAACAAAGGAAUCCAAGGAGACCAGAACUCCUGCUACCUAGAUGUGAGCCUCUACAGUAUGUUCUCUUUCAACACGACCUUUGACGUCUCCCUGCUGAGACCAAAGGAAGGAGGGGAUGUGCACGACUUUCAAGAAAUUCAGACAAUACUCAGGGAGAAAAUCGUCAACCCGCUCAGAGAGAUUGGGUUUGUACGAGCUGAUCGUGUGCGAGAUCUCCGUCUUCAUCUUGAUAAACUAGGUCUUCUACCAGGGAUGACCAACGAGGAGAAGGACCCGGAAGAAUUCCUUCACAUGCUGGUCAGAGAUGUCUUGAAGGCUCAACCACUUAUCAAAACAAGGCAUGGUGAUACAAAAGAGAUUGACAGCCAGUACUUGUAUCAGAUCUUCAUGGAAAAGAAUGAUUCAUUAGAGCUACCAAAGGUUGAACAACUCCUCCAUCAAUCCUUCUUAGACAACGAACUAAAGCUGGUCGAGAUUCCAGACUGUCUUGUAGUUCAGAUGCCAAGAUUCGGGAAGGAUUAUAAGAUGUACAGGAGGAUUUUACCCAGUCUAACCAUUGACAUCACAGAUCUACUGGAAAACUAUCCAAGAUCAUGUACUAUCUGUGGGGAGCUGGCCAAGGUGGAAUGCAGGGACUGCAGACCGGAUGAAGGAAUCUCAGAAGAAUUCAUCAAGUCUUACUGCAUUGGUUGUUGUGAUAUGAGUCAUAGCAGUCUCCCAUCACACAGGAUAAAACAGCUCACCCUGAAUCCAGAGGUUGAGAAAGGAUUUGAACUGGUGACCAGAACAGGCCAGCCGCUUCAUUUUCAUAGACAAAUGAUGGAGCUGUUUGCUGUAGUGUGCAUCCAGACAAGUCAUUAUGUGGCCUUCGUGAAGACGGAGACAAAACCCACACAUUGGGUGUUCUUUGACAGCAUGGCAGAUAGAGAUGCAUCCACUGUUCCUGGAUUCAACAUCCCCAAGGUGACCCACCUAAAGAACUUUGAAGAAUGGUUGAAAGAUCCUCAGAGGAUCAUCAAUACGCCUGAUGACAAGAAGCUUCCAGAACACCUCAGGAGACUCUUAGGAGACGCUUACAUCUGUUUCUACCGGAAGAUAGGAACGGAACAGACCGAAAGAACUCCCAAGGAAUGGGCCUCGGGGGCAACAAACUAUUGAAUAUAUGAAUGAAUGAAGGGAUAGAUAUGGAGAAUCAGGAUAGAGAAGCUCUGGAAGAAACGGAAGGAAUCCAGCGUGUCGGAUUGAUGCGGAUGUAGAGAGACGAGGAUGAUCAUCGGCUUUGGCUGGUGAUCUGGUAGGAGAGUUAGACAAUGGUCUGGAAGCCAAGACCCAUGAAUGAUGGAGAAUGCUUGGAAAAACACAGUGAAGGA